This is a messenger RNA of Knipowitschia caucasica, 693 nucleotides long. The record is from the annotation of a GenBank genome assembly. NCBI's taxonomy places the organism in Eukaryota, Metazoa, Chordata, Actinopteri, Gobiiformes, Gobiidae.
AUGAGUUACGGCAGGCCUCCCCCCGACGUGGACGGGAUGACGUCUCUCAAAGUGGACAACCUGACAUAUCGCACGUCUCCCGAGACGCUGCGGCGCGUGUUUGAGAAGUACGGGCGCGUGGGUGACGUGUACAUCCCCCGCGACCGCUACACCAAGGAGAGCCGUGGCUUCGCCUUUGUGCGCUUCCACGACAAGCGUGACGCGGAAGACGCAAUGGACGCCAUGGACGGGGCGCUGCUGGACGGACGCGAGCUGCGCGUACAGAUGGCCAGAUACGGCAGGCCGCCAGACGCUUACUACGGAGGCAGUGGGGGAGGAGGUGGAGGGGGGGGAGGAGGUGGAGGGGGGAGACGUGGAACUUCAAGGAGGUCUGGGUACGGCAGGAGGAGCUCGUCUCGCAGUCCCAGGCACCGGCGCCGCUCCAGAGCAAGUCCAAGGCCAUGUCCCGCAGCAGGAGCCGGUCCAGAUCCAGAUCCAGGUCCAAGUCCCGGUCCAAGUCCCGGUCUAGGAGCCGCUCUGUCUCCAGAGCCUCCAGAGCCUCCAGAUCCAAGAGUCCGGAAAAAUCCACAGCGGAGAACGGCGCCUCGCCAUAAACGCAGACAGACGUCAAGGCUGCAGUGUCCUAUGUGGUUGAGGUGUCCCGCUCUUUCCUCAGUUUGCCCCAUUCGUCCAUCUUUAAGGCGCAGGUUGUAG